GAAAUCAAUAAAUGUUAUUUCAGUGGCAAGCCCUGAAAGGGGGUCUACAAAGGCCCAGUGGGCGAGGCUGAGGAAAUGCCUGGACACGACCCUUCUCAUGACAUUCCCAGGGCGCCCGCAUCAGCCCCUACCAACUCCCGCUCGGGGACUUUCUCGGAAUCGCGCUGCUUCUUCCAGCCGCCUCGAGGCGAGCCCCGUCCAGGUCGCUUUAGCUCCGCCCCCUGAUGAGGGGCGUGGCCUCCUCAGGGCCGGGGCGUGGCCCAACCGGGAACUGGGGCGACGAACUCCCCUUCCCAGUCUGGGCCACCCAAUCCAGGCGGGGCGGGAGGCUGAUCACGUGACCAGCGAGCGGUCUCACCCUCCUCAUGUGCCAGUACCACCUCCUCCAGUCCCAGAGGGGGGAUGUCUUACUGCUUUCCGUGAAGCAAACCCUUUAUUUGAGUACGGUUUGCGUCCACAAAGCGUGCGUGAGAUCCUUGGGAGCUACUGGGCCCGUCUUUGCCCCCCUCGGUGGGGUUUUGUCUCCUGGCUUCCCCCAAGUGCGAGGCAGUUGGUCUCGCCCAGCCGGGUCCUGGGCGCGGCGGCGGCAGCCGCGUCACUGGCGGGCGGGAUCCCUCCGCUCUGGGGAGGCAUUGCUGGCGGCGGGGCUGGGGCCACUGAGGAAAUCCAUCCGCGCCGCCGCCGCCGCCGCCUCCGCCGCGGAGGAAGACAGCGCCACCCGCGCUCCGCUAGCGACCCCCGCCGCAGAGUUCCACCGCCACAGGAUGCCCGAAAAGCAUGUGGGGACUCAACACUGACCCAGAUCACAGCUGGGCUGGACCCAGUGGGGAGAAUCCAGAUGAGGACCCGGAGGACCCUCCGUGGGCACCUGGCAAAGAUCUAUGCCAUGCACUGGGGGACCGACUCAAGGCUGCUGGUCAGCGCCUCCCAGGAUGGGAAGCUCAUCAUCUGGGACAGCUACACCACCAACAAGGUCCACGCCAUCCCGCUGCGCUCCUCCUGGGUCAUGACCUGUGCCUAUGCGCCCUCAGGGAACUUUGUGGCCUGUGGGGGGUUGGACAACAUCUGCUCCAUCUACAGCCUCAAGACCCGCGAGGGCAAUGUCAGGGUCAGCCGGGAGCUGCCUGGCCACACUGGGUACCUGUCAUGUUGCCGCUUCCUGGAUGACAACCAAAUCAUCACCAGCUCUGGGGAUACCACCUGUGCCCUGUGGGACAUUGAGACAGGCCAGCAGACAGUGGGUUUUGCUGGACACAGUGGGGAUGUGAUGUCCCUGUCCCUGGCCCCCGAUGGCCGCACGUUUGUGUCAGGCGCCUGUGAUGCCUCUAUCAAGCUGUGGGACGUGCGGGAUUCCAUGUGCCGACAGACCUUCAUCGGCCACGAAUCCGACAUCAAUGCAGUGGCUUUCUUCCCCAACGGCUACGCCUUCACCACCGGCUCUGACGACGCCACGUGCCGCCUCUUCGACCUGCGGGCCGAUCAGGAGCUCCUCAUGUACUCCCAUGACAACAUCAUCUGUGGCAUCACCUCUGUUGCCUUCUCGCGCAGCGGCCGGCUGCUGCUCGCUGGCUACGACGACUUCAACUGCAACAUCUGGGAUGCCAUGAAGGGCGACCGUGCAGGGGUCCUCGCUGGCCACGACAACCGCGUGAGCUGCCUUGGGGUCACCGACGAUGGCAUGGCUGUGGCCACGGGCUCCUGGGACUCCUUCCUCAAGAUCUGGAACUAACGGCCCCACCCCCGCUGGGCCCAGGCCGGGAGGGGCCCUGCCCACGCCCACACUACAGGCCAGGGCUUCGGGGCUGGGCACACUCCCAGCCCCCUUCCCUGGGCCAUGGGGCCUUGGGUCCCUGCCCUCCCACCCAGAUUUGGUUCCUCCCGGGGCCCCCACUGUGGAGAUAAGAAGGGGAUGGAAUGGGGGAAAAGGAGGGGCAGGAGGCCCUCAUCCUUCUGCUGCCCUGGGGUUGGGGCCUCACCCCUCUGGAGGGCCAGAGGCAGGAGGUGGAAACCCCAGGGGCUGGCUUUUUUAAAACUGGUUUUAUUUUAAUUUUUAUUAUAUUUUCAGUUUUUCCAUAAAGGAGCCAAUUCCAACUCUGUA
Molecule: messenger RNA, 2098 nt
Organism: Nomascus leucogenys (northern white-cheeked gibbon)
Lineage: Eukaryota; Metazoa; Chordata; Mammalia; Primates; Hylobatidae
Gene: GNB2
Product: G protein subunit beta 2
Exons: 9
Coding region: 98-1729 (543 amino acids)
Biological process (GO): G protein-coupled receptor signaling pathway
Cellular component (GO): heterotrimeric G-protein complex; cytoplasm
Molecular function (GO): signaling receptor complex adaptor activity; protein binding
Source: RefSeq, a predicted model, not a curated record